AUGGCAACGUGGCAUCUGGUGAUUCAGAGGAGGGAGGACGGCUCGGUGAACUUCUUCAGAGGAUGGGAGGCUUACAGGGACGGAUUUGGGACAACGACUGGAGAGCACUGGCUUGGUCUGCAGAGGAUCUACUCGCUCACCAGGUCAGGUGGUUUCGAGCUGCGUAUCGACAUGGCAGACUUCGAUAACGCCACAGCGUUCGCUCAGUACUCUGAAUUCUCCGUUGGUCGAGACUCCGUGAACCCCGAGGAGGACGGAUACCCGCUGACUGUGGACGGGUACUCCGGGACUGCAGGUGACUCCCUCCUCAAGCACUCGGGGAUGCGGUUCACCACCAAAGACCGCGACCAGGACCAAUCAGAGAACAACUGUGCGGCGUACUACCAGGGGGCGUGGUGGUACCGGAACUGCCACACCUCCAACUUGAAUGGGCAGUACCUGAGAGGAGGCCACGCCUCCUACGCUGACGGUGUGGAGUGGUCCAGCUGGACUGGUUGGCAGUACUCGCUUCGCUUCACGGAGAUGAAGAUCCGACCCAGACCGGAGUCCUGAACCUGGGCAGAGAGCUCAUGAUUGGUUGUGACUGUAGAUGGUUAGAGUCUGUAUGAAACUCCGCCUCCAUAAGUACAAUUGUAAAUGAUGGUAGACAGAGCGUUGAUGUGUUACUUACCUUUUUUUGUUUCAUCAAUAAACUCAUUUGACAAGA
Messenger RNA from Pundamilia nyererei, 706 nucleotides. Its product is annotated as fibrinogen C domain-containing protein 1-like. The coding region runs from base 1 to 552 and encodes 183 amino acids. NCBI's taxonomy places the organism in Eukaryota, Metazoa, Chordata, Actinopteri, Cichliformes, Cichlidae. The transcript is spliced from 4 exons. The record is from RefSeq and is a predicted model, not a curated record.